Messenger RNA from Cylicocyclus nassatus, 2990 nucleotides. Lineage: Eukaryota; Metazoa; Nematoda; Chromadorea; Rhabditida; Strongylidae. The record is from the annotation of a GenBank genome assembly.
AUGUUCUUCUCGUUCCGGGACCUCCUUGUCCCUGAUUCCGAAUAUAAAUCGAGAAUCCGCGAAAACCCCAACAAUUCCCGUUUCGGAGACGCGGUCGACUUCCUUAACGGUGAUUGGCUGAGCGCGCACGGAGAGGCGGUUGAGAGGUUGUCAUUGUUGCUCUAUGUAAAAGAGAAGAAUGCUGUCGCCGUCAUGUUUUUCUUUUCUCCAAUUGAAAUUGUUCUGUUACGGUUCACUGAGACAUCUGAGACGGCUCGCGUUUAUCGCUGGGGCUGUGCGUCGUCGCGUAUCCCAUUGUCACCACGUAUACACCAUCCUCAUCGACUGUUCGCCGUUAGAGAAGUGAUAGCCAGGCACGAACGAGGUUCCUUGAUUACUGUACAGCUUCCCGAAUUUUCUUGGCGACCAACAAUGGCGGCUGAAGAACGAUUGCGAACUACCGUCCCGGACGUGGAACAUGUCAAGGGUAUGACUAUAGACGAAAGCAUGUUGAAGCCGUCUUCGUUUUCAUUCAGUGUGCGAGAUGCUUGCGUAGCUGCCGGCCAAGUCGAUGCAAAAGUUUUCCGCGACAGUGAACAACCAGCCACCAUAAUGUCACACUUAGAGCAAUUUCGUCGGCAUCAGAAUAUGUGUGACGUAAUCUUAGAGGUUGAGGGGCAAACGUUAGUUGCACAUCGUUUCAUACUCGCCGCAGCGAUACCAUACUUCCGAGCGAUGUUUGGCUAUGAUGUCGUUGAAGCAAAAAUGGAUAAGAUUUCAUUAAACGAUAUAUCGUUCGAAGCAUUGGAAGCACUUGUAAAUUUUGUCUACACUAGCGAAAUAUCAAUCAACAGCGAAAACGUACAAAAUCUACUUUUUGCCGCCUCUAUACUGCAGAUGGAUUCUGUAUGCUACGCUUGUCAACGAUUUAUGACGCAACUGUUGACAACGAAAAAUUGCCUUUUAAUUAGACAAUUCGCCGAACAGCACAAUUGUGUGGAUCUAUUGAAUAGCUCCGAUGAUUUUGCUGUCGACCAUUUUAUUGAACUUCGAGAACUGGAUGAGUUCAAACAGAUAGCCUUUCCACAUCUACGGGAUCUAAUCAGAAGAAGUGAUCUGAAGAUCACGAGUGAAGAGCAGGUAUUCGAAACCGUAAUUGAUUGGAUGGAAGCAAACCCUUGCGAGAGGAAGCAUCAUCUACCCGAGCUACUUUCGCUAGUACGUCUACCCCAGCUAAGCAUGCAAUAUCUGGUUGAAAAUGUACGGCAAAACAGCAUGAUUAAGGAGUCAAGAGAGUGCACAGAUCUUGUUUCGGAAGCGCUAUUCAUCAUGCUUUCACCGUUAAAGGGUACACCAUUACCCGUAGGUGCAGCUAUUAAUGAUGAAGGCGGUGGACAGUAUGCUGCUGGAUCAUCAUUGUCCAUCCCUCGCCCAUUGUCCCCGUCAUCGCAAGCGCUUCGCAGUCGACCACGAAAGAGUGUUGCUGGCGUAAUAUUCUGUGCUGGUGGACGAGGCACCGGCGGAGACCCGUUCCGAUCUGUGGAAGCAUUUGAUUGUAGAUUAAAUCGUUGGAUCUCAAUAUGCGAAAUGACACAACAACGGCGACAUGUCGGAGUUGUCAGUGCUCUAGGAAAACUAUUUGCCAUUGGCGGUCAUGAUGGUAUGCAACAUCUUGCGUCAGCUGAAGUAUUUGACCCACGCGAAGGUGUUGGUUGGCGACGAGUGGCACCGAUGCGUACUUGCCGACGCGGAAUAGCUGCAGCUGCUUUGGAUGGGGCUAUUUAUGCUGUAGGAGGACUGGAUGACACCACAUGCUUUAGCACGGUCGAAAGGUACGACAUCGAAUCUAAUACAUGGACGGAUGUUGCGUCAAUGAAUGUGCGUCGUGGUGGUGUUGGUGUCAGCGCCUUAGGCAAAUUCUUGUUUGCUGUUGGUGGCAACGAUGGCUCGUCUUCUCUCGACUCAUGCGAACGCUAUGAUCCUGUUCUGGAUAAAUGGAAGCUCGUAGCAAAAAUGACAAAUCGAAGAGCUGGAGCGGGUGUAUGCGUGCUAGAUGGUGCACUUUAUGCACUUGGUGGCUUCGAUGAUAAUUCACCUUUAUGCACAUGCGAGCGAUACGAUCCACAUACGGAUCAGUGGACUCAGCUUGCAAAUAUGACCUUUUCGAGAGGUGGUGUUGGCGUAGCAUCUAUGGGUGGUUUGGUCUAUGCAAUAGGCGGACACGAUGGCCAACAUUACCUGAACACCGUGGAAGCCUAUGAUCCUGUCACUAAUUCAUGGACACCUGUUACGGACAUAAAAGAUUGUCGCGCAGGUGCUGGUGUUGCUUGGGCCGAUUGCAGUGUUGACGAUCUUUUGCGGCCAUUCCAAUCAGACAGCGGUUAUGCACCAUCUGGUGGUAAUCAGUGUAUAUAGGGCGAUCAAAUCGAGCUUGGGGCUUCCAAAAAUUGUGGAUUGCUUCAUGAGUUGGGUGAGAUAUUCCCCGUGAAUAACAUGAACUCGUGACUUUUUGAGAUUAUUGCAUUUGCUUGCCUGUGUCCAUUCAUGUACAACGGUGACUGUAAUAGGGUAAUAUUUGCUUAUUUUAUGCAUUUUUUUGUAUUUGAUGCCCGCAUUUGUCUGUACUUACUAGUCUUUCGUUCUUCCUUCCUUCCCUUUCUGUCUCUCAUCAUAUUUAGCAAACUUUCGUAGGCUUCUGUCAAUUCAUCUCUGUAUACGGUAGGACUUAUGUAAGUAUAUCCAAUCAGUACUGUGCAUGGCUGUAGUUUAUCGGUUCCUUCACCAUUGCAUAAUGUUAGUCAUAUUUUUCUAGGUUGUUUAGCUUCACUUAGGUUUUCAAAAUUCCCCCACCCCUCUCACUCGUAUACGUUGUUCUCGAUUCGGUGCAUUUUGAUGUCACGACACAAGGUAUAUUGUUUUGCAUUUUGUUCUGAACAAAAUUUGUGGUUUAUAAAACUUGGUAUCUGAAUUUUUUACACUGUCUAACUGGACAUUCAAAGGUACCGUCCACC